Closterium sp. Naga37s-1 is the source of this 582-nucleotide messenger RNA. NCBI's taxonomy places the organism in Eukaryota, Viridiplantae, Streptophyta, Zygnematophyceae, Desmidiales, Closteriaceae. The record is from the annotation of a GenBank genome assembly.
AUGCGACAGGUGGUGGGCAGCAAGUACGUGCGUGUGUACAGCAGCAGAGAGGACGAGCCUGCUUACUUGCUCCCAACACAGGCCACAGAGCCGCCUUGUAAUUUUCCUUCCUUUGCCUGUGCUGCUGCUGCUGGUGUUCUUCCCAGGUGGUGGGCAGCAAGUGGAUUUAGACGCGCCAGAUCUCACGGCCUUCCCCCUGCCCCCCCUCGCGCCCUUCUGGGACGUGCUGCUCUCCCCCGGGGAUCUGCUCUACAUCCCGCCGCUCCAAUCUCAUGUGGAUCUAGACUCUCCAGUCCAGACCCCACGGCCUUCCCUCUCGUCCCCCUGGCGCCCUUCUGGGACGUGCUGCUCUCCCCCGGGGAUCUGCUCUACAUCCCGCCACUCCCUCUCGUGGUUGACUUAGACGCACCAGAUCUCACAGCCUUCCCCCUGGCCCCCCUGGCGCCCUUCUGGGACGUGCUGCUCUCCCCCGGGGACCUGCUCUACAUCCCGCCGCGCUACUGGCACUACGUCAAGGCCACCCGCCCCAGCUGCUCCGUCUCCUUCUGGUGGAAACCCACUGCUCAAAGCGGCUCAAAGUAG